Saimiri boliviensis boliviensis (Bolivian squirrel monkey) is the source of this 3899-nucleotide messenger RNA. RefSeq names its product somatostatin receptor 4 (gene SSTR4). Gene Ontology annotation, molecular function: neuropeptide binding; somatostatin receptor activity. The record is from RefSeq and is a predicted model, not a curated record. Lineage: Eukaryota; Metazoa; Chordata; Mammalia; Primates; Cebidae. Gene Ontology annotation, cellular component: plasma membrane; neuron projection. Gene Ontology annotation, biological process: cellular response to glucocorticoid stimulus; neuropeptide signaling pathway.
GGCUCGGGGAUUGGCGGGCGCUCCGAGGUUCCCGCAGCUCUUCAGCGGAGCCGGGAAGAGCCGCGCGUCUGCGCGCCAGCCCCCGCCCCGGGCCCGCCGCCCGCGCUCUCUCGCGCAGCGCUCGCUUCUCCGAGCUCCGCAGCCCGGCCCGACACCCCUGGACAUGAGCACCCCCUCGACGCUGCCCCCUGGGGGCGAGGAAGGGCUGGACACUGCCUGGCCCCCGGCAACCAACGCCAGCAGCGCCCCGGUGGAGGAGGAAGAGGUGGUAGCCGCGCGCGGGGGCGCUGGGGCGGCGGGCAUGGUCGCCAUCCAGUGCAUCUACGCGCUGGUUUGCCUGGUGGGGCUGGUGGGCAACGCCCUGGUCAUCUUCGUGAUCCUUCGCUACGCCAAGAUGAAGACGGCUACCAACAUCUACCUGCUCAACCUGGCGGUCGCCGACGAGCUCUUCAUGCUGAGCGUGCCCUUCGUGGCCUCGUCCGCCGCCCUGCGCCACUGGCCCUUCGGCUCCGUGCUGUGCCGCGCGGUGCUCAGCGUCGACGGCCUCAACAUGUUCACGAGCGUCUUCUGUCUCACCGUGCUCAGCGUGGACCGCUACGUAGCCGUGGUGCACCCUCUGCGCGCGGCGACCUACCGGCGGCCCAGUGUGGCCAAGCUCAUCAACCUGGGCGUGUGGCUGGCGUCCCUGCUGGUCACUCUCCCCAUCGCCAUCUUCGCAGACACCAGACCGGCUCGUGGCGGCGAGGCCGUGGCCUGCAACCUGCACUGGCCACACCCGGCCUGGUCGGCAGUCUUCGUGGUCUACACUUUCCUGCUGGGCUUCCUGCUGCCCGUGCUGGCCAUCGGCCUGUGCUACCUGCUCAUCGUGGGCAAGAUGCGCGCCGUGGCCCUGCGCGCUGGCUGGCAGCAGCGCAGGCGCUCUGAGAAGAAGAUCACCAGGCUGGUGCUGAUGGUCGUGGCCGUCUUUGUGCUUUGCUGGAUGCCUUUCUAUGUGGUGCAGCUGCUGAACCUCUUCGUGACCAGCCUUGAUGCCACCGUCAACCACGUGUCCCUCAUCCUCAGCUAUGCCAACAGCUGCGCCAACCCCAUUCUCUACGGUUUCCUCUCCGACAACUUCCGCCGAUCCUUCCAGCGAGUUCUGUGCCUGCGCUGCUGCCUCCUGGAAGGUGCUGGCGGGGCUGAGGAGGAGCCCCUGGACUACUAUGCCACUGCUCUCAAGAGCAGAGGUGGGGCAGGGUGCAUGUGCCCCCCGCUUCCCUGCCAGCAGGAGCCCCUGCAACCAGAACCCAGCCGCAAGCGCAUUCCCUUCACCAGGACCACCACCUUCUGAAGAGUCCUUCCCCAGCCUGCCCUGCGUGGCCACCUCUCAAGGGGCCGGCAUCAUUCCUACAGCCCGGAAAAGUGCAUCUCCUGGAUGUUCACCUAAACUCCACCACCUGUUCCUUCCAGCAGCGCAUGUGCCGGCUGGGGAGUGUCAGAAGUCUGCGGCAGCUUUCCUCUCCCCAGCACUCUGGCUUUCAGAAGGAUGCUUUGGGUAGGACUCCCUGGGAACCGGGCUAGGAUAUUCAUAAUUCCCGAACCUCUGGCUGUUCUUCAAGGGCUGGGAAGCAGGAGGUGGUGAGAAAUGAAUGGCCCCUGUGUGUGACUCGUCACAGCUGCUGCUUUGGAGAGGACUUAAGAGGGUGAAGGCAGGUAGCACCCUUCCUCUCUGCAGAGGCUCUGCCUUGUGGUGGGAGAACAGCUUGCACAGAAAAGAGGAGGAAGGAAGAUGCCCGCAAGUACCUGUUCUCUGUGUCUCUUCCUGGGCUCUUGUUGCUAAGUGAGACUUAUGUCAACAGCCUGGGAUACUUGCCUCUCUUCCCCCUCACUCCCCACCUGGGGAAAAUACCUGCUUGCUGUCACAAGUGUCUCCCUGGGGUGUCCUGGGCUGGGAGCAGCCUACCCGUGAGUAGAAAAGGUUUGGAGAGACAUGGCGUGGGGUUUAUUGCAAGGCAUAAAAGCAGGUCAGUAAUAACAAAGCAGAGAAGAGAAAAACCUCGUCUAGCUCCUAUGAUGUAAUUUUUGUCCCCGAUCCUUUGAUGUGGGAAGAUGAGAACUCAUUAAGACAGCAAUUUAUACUGUGGCUGCGAGUGGGAGGGGAGCCAUGGGCGGGGAAAGAGCAGAGAGCAGGGAGGGAUGGGAACCGGUUCAGGUUUUGCAUAGAGGAGGCAGCUUCAUCACCCAGUAUUUUAGAAUGUCAUCUUUCGGUAAAACAUCAGCCACAUUAGAUAUUAACACGUAAGCUGAACACAAUAAAAGGCUGUAACUUUGUUGCCUGAUGUGUUAACCAAAGGAUAAAUCCUCUUCCCCAAGGGGAAGGAGCUUUAAUUCUGCUUUCUGAUAAAAGCAGGGGAGGGGGCAAAGGAGAACUUGCAACACUAUGUUAGCAUCUGGUGUGACAACAGAGAAACAUGUACGACGUGCUGUUUGUGGGGCCCCACCUGGCUUAACAUGCAGAGACAAUCUCUGGGUUUAGCCACCGGCCUGAUUCUGGAUGACCAUUCUGAUGGUAUGGGGAAGAUGGUGUGGGGAGGGGGAGACACAGCCAAAGGGCAACACCCUACACUAUUUUGAGCGGUCAGCCUCACAAGACCACUCAGAGAAUGCACAGCCAUGUCUGUACUACAAACUAGAGACAUGACUAUAAAAUGGAAGUUUCACAACUAAGUCACAGAACCCUGUGAUCUUGCAAACACAAGGGAACACACACAGAGACAUCAACCAUCCCUGAUUUCUCAGUACCCACCAGGGUUACCUUGGGCGUUUGGAGUCAGUCAGUCCCAUGACUGUGGGUCUCGUGUAACCACAACUACUUUGAGGUUUUUAAACUGCAGUAUUUCUUUGUUCCUCAGUGUCUGACAAUGCCUGCCAGGAUGGGCACAUGAUAAAUGUGGUUGAACGGAACUGCAGGGACCACCCAGGGUGGUAGCAGUGAGGUGAGGGGUUCACGGCACUAGCAAUGGUCCCUAGGGCUUCUUCCCAGCUUGUGUGUGGGGAUGGGGGUUCUUUCUUUAGUCUCCCAGUGAUCAGACUGGGCAAACUCUCUGAUAAACAAGGCGGCGCACUGACCAGGAGUCUUGGCAACACCAGUGCUUGGCUGCCCAGGUUAGCACGGAAUAAGACACAUUCUAUUUAGAAACUUCAACCUUUUUAAUGUAGCUGAUGAAAGUUGAAGGUGAGGCAGCUUCAGGUGAUGGAAAGAAAAGUCUCUGAGAGGCAGGAAAUCUCAGCCUUAGCUACCUUGUGAGUAGUGGUUUAACCUCUCUAAGCCUCAGUUUCGCACUUGAAAUAGGCACCAAGGGAGGUUUCAAGUUUUGAGCUCUUCCCAGCUGUAAACUCUGUUUUGGCAGAGAUGCUGGGGAGACCCGUGAGUCAGACGGUGGAAGGGUAGGAGGCAGCACGCUCUCUGCCUAGUCCUCUUUCCAUCACUGCUGAUAAAUGCGUGUGAACACUGCCCUUGACCCUGCGAUCAUGUCAUGCAGGUGGUGGCGGGGUGGGGGUGGGGGGUGAUCCGAUUGACUGCUCUGUUCUUCAACUUCAGGGCCUUUUCAAUUCCUGGCAGCAGCAAGGCACCCUGAGCACUCGUCAGGGCUGCGUUUGGAGCCCAUCAACAGUGCUGCCAGCUUUACUUCCAUCAAACCCAGGUUUUUGUAGCAGCCAGUUGUGUGAAACCCUCCCUUGUAGUUUGUGUGCAGAAGAUUGCAGUGAAUUGAAGUCAUGAGCCAUGCAGCCAAGGUCCUGAGAGCCAUUGACCUUUGUCACCUGCUUGGGAGGCUUACUUUGAUGGUCAUCUCAUUCUGCCUGCUAAGACCAGGAGUCGCAGCUUUUGACAUCAAUGUGAAUAAAAACAUUUCCUGCCA